Molecule: messenger RNA, 1386 nt
Organism: Exophiala viscosa
Lineage: Eukaryota; Fungi; Ascomycota; Eurotiomycetes; Chaetothyriales; Herpotrichiellaceae
Product: major facilitator superfamily domain-containing protein
Exons: 5
Coding region: 1-1386 (461 amino acids)
Biological process (GO): transmembrane transport
Cellular component (GO): membrane
Molecular function (GO): transmembrane transporter activity
Source: RefSeq, a predicted model, not a curated record
AUGCCAGAGCCAACCCAGUCACCACUUAGCGCUCCUCCGAACAAUGGAGCGAUGCCCGAUUCCUCACCGGUAUCUUCCGACAAAGCUUCCGGCCUCGCUUCGGGUGACGAUAACCAUGAUAUCGAGCGUGGCGGGCAGCGCGUGGCUAUAGAGAAGUCGGAGCAGGCAGUCACUGACGGGCCUCCUGAAGGAGGUCGCGAAGCCUGGACAGUCGUGUUAGGCGCGUGGUGUUGCUCAUUUUGCUGUUAUGGAUGGAUCAACAGCAUUGGUGUAUUCCAGGCGCACUACGAGACCCAUCAGUUGAGGAACUACUCUCCGAGUACUAUUUCUUGGAUCACAUCGCUGGAGAUCUUCUUCAUGCUGUUCAUGGGACCCGUGGUAGGGAAGCUCUACGACAGCUACGGACCUCGAUAUAUCUUGCUCGGGGGAUCUCUGUUACACGUCUUCGGCUUGAUGAUGGCGUCCAUCUCGCAUAAAUACUACCAGUUCCUCCUGUCACAGGGAGUUGUCAGUGCGAUCGGCGCGUCGGCUGUCUUUACACCCUCCCUCAGUGCUGUUGCUACAUGGUUUCACCACAAACGCGGACAUGCCUUCGGGAUCACAAUGAGCGGUUCGAGCACUGGCGGCAUUAUCUUUCCGAUCAUGAUCAACCAUCUGAUUCCCAAGGUUGGGUUUGGAUGGUCUAUGCGAAUUGCCGCCUUCAUGAUCCUUGGACUGCUCAUCAUUGCCAACCUCACGGUCAAAACGCGCACUCCGCCUCACCCGCAGCCACCCAUCACCCUUAAGGAGUUCAUCGCGCCUCUCAUGGAGAAAACCUACGUCCUCACAGCGGCGGGCAACUUUCUGUUUACGUUCGGCUUGUUUAUUCCCAUCAACUACAUUAUCAGCCAGGCUAUCGCUGGGGGCAUGUCGACGAGCUUGGCUAACUACCUCGUUCCUAUAUUGAAUGCGGCAAGCUUGUUUGGACGAAUCAUCCCAGGUAUUCUCUCCGACAAACUGGGACGGUUCAACAUCUUCGUCGUCGUCGCAUUUCUCACCUCAAUCCUCAUACUCGCCCUGUGGAUCCCCGCAUCUAGCAAUGCCGCGCUCAUUACCUUUGCCGCGCUCUUCGGAUUCUCCUCUGGCGCCUUCAUCUCCUUGGGCCCCGUCCUCAUCGCCCAGAUCUCCCCCAUCCAGAAAAUCGGCAUGCGACAGGGUCUACUUUUCGGCUUGAUGUCUAUUGGCGCCCUGACCACGAGUCCCAUCGGCGGGGCCAUUGUAUCUUCUAACGCCGGUAGCUAUUGGGGUGUAAAAGUUUUUGCCGGGGUCAUGUGCGCCGUCGGAUCUGCCUUAGCUCUCCUAGCCCGAUUCUCGGCCGCUGGCUUCAACCCCAAGACGAAAUUUUAG